AAGUAACACGCGACACAAUUGACAAUAACACAGCGGAAUUUUUAAUGAAUAUUUAUAUUGUGUAUAAUCUUAUUGUUCAAUAAAGGUAGAAAAAAUACUUAAUAACUGUAUUUAAGGAGGAUAUGUCCGCGGGGGCGUGAACGCAGCACCCCGCGUGCGGGUUGUGAAACAGAAUGACGCAGCGGCGGUGAAAUACUUUCACUUCCUGCAGCAGAGAGCGGGCAGAGCGGAGCCCAGCCGUCCACAGAGACACCCAACCGGGACAUGAAACAAUAGUUAGUCCCUUUUACUGUGAAAUGCUGUGUUUACAGCGCUCUGCAGCGGACCCGACACAGUGAGCUCAGCUGACUGAUCCACAGUGAAUAUGCAUCAGAUAGAAGAAGCCAACAUGUCGUGCCUGAACAUCCUCACCUACCACAGAGAGCUGCUGGUGUCCAGGCUGAAGAGUGUUCAGUGCAUUCUGGACAACAUGCUGGCCUGUGGCUACAUCUGUGAAGAGGAAGCUGAGAUGGUACAGCGGACUGUGACCAAGACGGACCAGGUGCGCAAAAUCUUGGAGCUGGUCCAGUUCAAAGGGGAGGAGGCCUGUGAAUACUUUCUGUACAUCAUAUAUAAAGUACGCGAAGCGUACAUAGACCUCCAGCCAUUGCUGAAAGAGAUCAAUUACAACCCAAGCAAUGACAUCGCUGUGAUGAAUGUGGUUAACACAGAUCCCAUCAGCAGGUAUUGUGAGAAGUUGAGGCAUGAGAUGAGCCGGGACACCUCCUUCAUCAUGUCGUACGGCCAGAGAGAGGAGUCCCGUCUGGAGGAGCUGUACACGGACACACAGAUAGAACUGCUCAACGACUGCAAUGAAGGUCAAGGCUUCUUAGAGAGUCUGGACCAGCUCCUAGGAGACCACGCGGUCUUCAAUUCCCAAGGUGAAACCAUCUGUGUAAUGGGGGAUGCCGGCGUGGGGAAAUCUAUCCUCCUGCAGAAGCUCCAGAACCUCUGGUCCAAGAAAGAGCUGCAGACAGACGCUAUCUUCUUCUUUAAGUUCCGCUGUAGGAUGUUCAGCGUAUUGAAAGACACAGAACAGAUCUCCCUCAGACAACUUUUGUUCAAAUACAACUGCUACCCAGACCUCGAUCCAGAUAAUGAGGUAUUUGAUUACAUCCUGCGCUUCCCUGAGAAGAUCAUCUUUACAUUUGACGGCUACGAUGAGAUUCAGGAGGAUCUGGAACUGAUGGAUGUACCUGAAGUGGUGUCACCAGAAGACAAGGCACACCCCCUUCAGCUGCUCAUCAGCUUGCUCUGUGGGAAACUGCUCAAGGGCUCCCAGAAGGUGCUGACGGCCCGGACAGGGAUCGAGAUCCAGAAAAAGGUGAUCAGGAAGAAGGUGGUGCUGCGGGGGUUCUCCUCUGCUCACCUGAAGACAUACCUUGACCUUCACUUUAAGGAGCAGGAGCACAAAGAGCUGGUGUCGGUUCAGCUGGAUGCCAGCCCCCACCUCUCCGGCCUGUGUUCCACCCCACUGUUCUGCUGGAUUGUGUUCAAGAGUUUUAAACACCUGCACAGCAUGCACGAUAGUUUUGACCUGCCCGAAGCCUGCAUCACCCUCACCGACAUCUUCCUCCUGCUGUCCGAGGUGUUCCUCAGCCACUCAGCCUCACCUGCACCUGCUCUGCUGAAGAAAAGAGCCCGGUGUACCUCAGAGACAUUCAAAGGAGGCCUCAGGUCCCUCACUGCAUUUGCCAAAUUGGCACUUCAGGGUAUGGAGAGAGGUAGCUUGAUCUGCAGCCAGGAGGAGAUCACAGAGUGCGGCCUGACAGAGGAGGACCUACCCCUGGGUUUUCUUAAAACCGUCCGUGAGUAUGACAGCUGUGGAAGCCCUGCUACAUUUGAGUUCCUCCAUGGCACCCUCCAGUCUUUCUUAGCGGCGUUUGCACUCAUAUUGGAUGAGCAGGCUGCUGUCAGCUCCAUCCUUAAGUUCUUUGCAGAGUGCAGCAGGAGAAGACAUUCCUGUCUGCCUUUUGACUUGUGCAUCAGGAACUCUUCAAAGCCCAGUGAGAAGGAGCCGUUUACAAGUAACGAACACCUUCAGUUCACUAAUCUGUUCUUGAGUGGACUGCUGUCCAAGGCUCACACCGGCUUGAUGGAGCAUCUUGUAUCUCCUGGGUUAUUAAAGAAAAAACAGGCCUUACUUAAAUCCUACCUUUCCACCAGUGUGAAGUCCCACCUCUAUGGUUUACCCCAUUAUGAGAGCGACAAGGGCAACAAAGUCCACGUGUUGCCCAACUUCCUGUGGAUCCUGAGGUGCGUCUUUGAGACAGGGAGCAAAGACAUCGCUCGGAUGACGGCGAAAGGCAUCACAGCCGACUCCAUCAAGCUGGGCUACUGUAACGUGUUCUCAGGCGACUGCACCGCCCUGAACUUUGUACUGCAGCACCGCAAGAAGCUGCUCGGCCUCGACAUGGAUAACAACAACAUCAGUGACUAUGGGGUGAAGCAGCUGAAGCCCUCCUUUUGUAAGAUGACAGUAGUGAGGUUGUGUGUGAAUCACCUGUCUGACAGCAGCAUGGAGGUUCUCGCUGAGGAGCUGUGUAAACACAAAGUGGUGAGGGUCUUAGGGCUUUACAGCAAUCACAUCACAGAUGUUGGAGCCAAGCUAGUCGCUCAGAUAAUUGAGGAAUGCCCAAAGCUGGAAGUUGUCAAGAUUGGUAAAAACAAGAUCUCUGCUGUUGGUGGGAAGUUUUUGGCCAGUGCGAUUCAGAAGAGCACUUCUAUAUUUGAUGUGGGAAUGUGGGGGAACACUAUCGGUGACGAGGGAGCAGAGGCAUUCGCAGAAGCUUUGAGGCAUCACCCGCGUCUGACCAACCUCAGUCUCUCAGCCAACGGCAUCACAUCUAAAGGCGGGAAGUGCCUGGCAGCAGCGCUGAAAGAGAACAGCGUCCUCAGGAUAUUCUGGUUAGUGCAGAAUGAGCUGACUGAUGACGCAGCUCCACACUUGGCUGAGCUGGUCCAAGCGAACACAGGUUUAAGCCACCUCUGGUUAAUCAGCAACCAGUUCACUGUGGACGGAAUCAAACACCUGGCUGAGGCCCUCACUCACAACACGGCACUCAAAGAGAUAUGCAUAAAGGGAAACCAGCUCACUGAAGAGGAACAGAAACAGUUUGAGGAGGAGAAGAGGCUGCGCUUCCACUGACUGGCACUAACGAGAGGAACGUGCACCGACACGUGAUGCAGUGUGUGUGUUCACACUAUCCGCUUCAAUGUACAAUACUGUACAAUGAUGACAUCGUUCAUUGUUUGUUUUUUGUACUGAAACUGCGCGUCAUGUUUCAUGUAGGGGAUGUUUACCUGAAAGUGUUUUAAAUGAC
Messenger RNA from Larimichthys crocea (large yellow croaker), 3362 nucleotides. It is a transcript of the gene nod1, whose product is annotated as nucleotide-binding oligomerization domain containing 1. The record is from RefSeq and is a predicted model, not a curated record. Gene Ontology annotation, biological process: regulation of apoptotic process. Gene Ontology annotation, cellular component: cytoplasm. The transcript is spliced from 12 exons. Bases 365 to 3187 code for a protein of 940 amino acids. Lineage: Eukaryota; Metazoa; Chordata; Actinopteri; Sciaenidae. Gene Ontology annotation, molecular function: protein binding.